CUCUGAGCAGAGAGCAGUCGUAGGUCCUAUCCGCGGUGUCUUCUCCCUACCUUCGACGGCCCACUCGCUGCCCUCUGCGCCCUCUCUCGCACCCUGUCUCGUUUCCGCUUCUCGCGAGCAGCUCGGCGACAUUCCCCGAUUGGUCGGACAAUUUGUCCACUUCGUUACAAACACAGAUUCACUGCGUGCAUUCUCGAACGUUCCACCAUUAUGAGUCGAUGCCUGGAGGAAUUCUUUUUUUGGCAUGUGUGGCGAGAGAGUGCGAGUGAACAAGACAGAAUUCAGUUCGUGAGUCUGUAUUUUAGUGCGUAGUAGCAGAGGAGGUGAGGAGAGCGUGCUUUUCUGUUUGCAGCGCUUGAGUUUUAUUUGACUCAAGAGGAUCUCGACUCGGUGUUUUGAAGGAGUGUUGGAGCGAUCUUCGGGGAUGUGAAGCGGAAGGGUUUUGUUGGUUGGGAGAAUCGGGCAAUGCUGUUGAACUUGUAGAGAAAGGCGAAUCUUGGGGUUUCGUCAGUGCUAUGUUUUGUAGUUCUUCCGAGAAGACUAGUUGUCGAUGUGGCUCAAGCUUAGAUUUGAGGGAUGAUCAUUAUAGACCCAGCCAAGAUUCAUCGAGUUUUUGUCGAACCUAGGGUUGAUCUUGUCCUUAGUUCUAUGGAUUUCAAUUUCAGGAUUUCUUGACGAAUGACUGCGAACGCGGAAGGCUGUGUACGAGAAAGCUAAUUUUUCAUUUUAGGUGGUGAAGAGCAACAAUCGGGGUGAAGCUAUUGAAGAAGUGUGAAGGAAAGGACCUGUCUCCCUCGAUCAAGGUUAACGAAACUGAGUAUGCUAUGAAUUCGAAGACAGAGAUAGCACAUCAGAAGUACAGGGCGUCAGAGUAUGUCGAGGCACUUAAAUUGUACACAGAGGCUCUGAAUGCAGCGACUCUACUGAAUCACCAAGUCGCUCUUCAUAGCAAUCGUGCAGCAUGUCACCUCAAACUUCAGCAGUACAAGCUGGCAGCGGAGGAAUGCAGUGCAGUGCUGGAGCUUGAUGUCAAGCACGCGGGAGCGCUGAUGCUGCGAGCCCAGACCUUUGUGGCAAUGAAAGAUAAUCACUCCGCCCUGUUUGACGUAAACCGAUUGCUCGAAACUAAUCCCAAUUCUGAAGUUUACCGUAAUUUGCGAGAGCGACUGCGGACGCAUAUAGCCUUGAGUCCUAUUCCAGAAGGAGACCAUGAGACUCCUCCAGACUCACCCACUCACCAACCAAUGCAAAGUAAGUUGCCUGUUCUUGCAGGUCCUCCGAAGCCGGAGGGUUGGGCUGCAAUUCCCAAGCCGAAGGGACAUACUGGCGUAGAUUACUCUCGCUUUGCCAACUUAGGAGACGACAUCAGCAGUGACGAAGAGGAAGAGGAGGAGCAGCCUCAAUACCGAUACCGACUUGGUAAAGUCGGUUUGAGCAACUUCCGAACUGUGUAAGAUAGCCACCAGUUUACACUCGAGACUUUCUUAAAGUUAGUGUUCUUCAACCAUUUUACAAACCUGAGAUUCAUAUGUAAAGUUACACAGUUCAACUGAGUUUCAAAGAUCGCUUAAGAUUUUGUACCGUCAAUGGGACUUUAAAUCAUGAAAAGAAGUAGCUCACUUCAUUGCCGAAGGUGUCAGUUGAACUUC
Physcomitrium patens is the source of this 1649-nucleotide messenger RNA. RefSeq lists its product as uncharacterized. Lineage: Eukaryota; Viridiplantae; Streptophyta; Bryopsida; Funariales; Funariaceae. Gene Ontology annotation, molecular function: protein binding. The record is from RefSeq and is a predicted model, not a curated record.